AGGGAUGUAAUACAACAUGGACAAGAAGAUUCUGAGAGACCUUGCAACUUCAAGCUGCAGCAAGGAGAUACGAGAGCAGGUUGUGAGAUUUCUAUACCCGCACGUAAUCACGUGCAGGAAACGCGCUUAAUUUCCGCAGGUGUCUGAUUUGCAUUUUUAUCACACGCGUCAGCUCCACAGCUUGCAUUUAAGCAGCCAGUGGUAGUCCCAUGGCGGAGGAAGAAUUAAGGAGGUUUGACCAUUUGCUCUGCAACCAUUCAAUUAUCAGCGUCAUUCGCAAAACCCAAUUCCAUAAAGUGAUCACCAAAUAAUAAAAAUAUACCAAAUUUAUUAAGAAAGUAUGAAUCUUUCUGCAUUUCUUGUUUAUUUCCUUUGUAUAUCUACCUUCUCUUCAUCCCUAACCUCUGCCUCUGACUCUGUCUUUGCCUCCUCUCCAUCUCCUGCCGACCAACCACCAUGCCCUAUCGAACUUUCCUACGUCUUAACAAUCCCUUGGAACUCCACGGGUUGCAGAAACUAUUAUCGUCAAGAUGAUCCUGAGAGUCCCUGUUGCUUGAAUCUUUUGUCCCUCUUCGCCGUAGGCCUCUCCCAACACCUCAAGGACACCUCCCACUUUCGUCUAUCCGACUUGCAAACCUCCAUUUCUUGCCUCAGUGACUACCAGUCAAAGCUUUCUUCUUUCUCCCUCCCCAACAAUCUGGUCUCUCUCUGCUUUGACCCUAUGCAGUUCGUCAUCACUCCCAACACUUGUGCCCACAUCCAGACGACCCAAGAUUGGGUCUCCCAGCUCGGUGGUUCCACCCAGCUUGACACUGCGUGUCGUCCUGAUCUCACUGAUCUUACUCACUGCGAUGCUUGUCUCAACGCUGGAUUCAGUGUUCAGUCUAAGUUGAUCAGUAUUGAUGGUAACAGAUCCCAUGCCAAAGACUGUUUUUACUUUACUGUUCUUUAUGCUGCUGGUAUUGCUAAUGAGCUAGGGCCUCAGAGUAAUGGUGCUAUGACUUGUAUCCUUGCCUUGUCUCUCAACACCCAAGUGAGUUUGGCGAAGAAGGGCCAUCAGGGGCUUGUUUUUGGCCUGACUGGUGCUGGGGUUGCCAUAUUGGUUAUGUCUAGUUUGCUGGGACUGUACUUUUGGUAUGGUAGAAUACCUAGGAGGAAAAGUUUCAACGCGCCUGCUAGUUUUGGGACUGACUUGGAUGAACAGGGUUCUAGGUCAAAAUUGAGGCCAAAUACUGGUUCAGUGUGGUUCAAAUUUCGUGAUCUUGAGAGGGCGACGGAUAAUUUUUCACCCAAGAAUUUUAUAGGGAGAGGCGGGUUUGGAGUUGUUUACAAAGGGGUCCUGCCUGAUGGAACCAUGGUUGCAAUUAAGAAGAUUAUAGAGUCAGACUUUCAAGGAGAUGCAGACUUCCGCAAUGAGGUUGAGAUAAUUAGCAAUUUGAAGCAUAGAAACUUGGUGCCGCUUAGAGGCUGUUGUGUGGUUGAUGAAGAUGAGAAUUAUGGUAGGGGGGGUCAGAGGUUUCUUGUGUAUGAUUAUAUGUGCAACGGGAAUCUUGAUGAUUAUUUAUUUUCAGAUUUGGAUGAUCAAGUUGGAGUUCGAAACAAAUCCUUAAGUUGGCCUCAGAGGAAAAAUAUUAUCUUGGAUGUGGCUAAGGGGUUAGCUUAUUUACAUUAUGGAGUUAAACCUGCAAUAUUUCAUAGAGAUGUUAAGGGGACAAACAUAUUAUUAGAUGCUGAUAUGAGAGCCAGAGUGGCUGAUUUCGGCCUUGCAAAACAAAGUCGAGAAGGACAGUCUCAUCUUACCACUAGAGUGGCAGGAACUCAUGGAUACUUGGCCCCUGAAUAUGCUCUUUAUGGGCAGCUGACCGAGAAAAGUGAUGUCUAUAGUUUUGGCGUGGUCAUUUUGGAGAUAAUGUGUGGGAGGAGAGCUCUUGAUCUGUCUUUAUCGGGAUCACCCCGUGAAUUUUUGAUUACUGACUGGGCUUGGUCAUUGAUGAAAGCUGGGAAGGCAGAUAAGGCUUUGGAUCCUUUGUUGCUGACACACGAUGAUUCUCUAAAUUCGAACCCGAUGGGCAUAAUGGAGAGAUUUGUGCAGGUUGGUAUUUUGUGUGCUCAUGUAAUGGUGGCUUUGAGGCCCACUAUUCUGGAUGCCCUAAAAAUGUUGGAAGGAGAUAUUGAAGUUCCUCCGAUUCCAGACAGGCCAACACCUCUUGGGCAUCCUUCCUUUUAUGGUGAUGGCAACAUAUUCAGCAUUUCACCAGCAUUAAGUGGGCCAGAACUCCAUACUGGAGACAUGCUUAGGUUGUAUGAUGAUAAAGUCAAUGACACUUAACAAGACCUAAAAGUGUCAUUUCCACAACUGAAGAUUUCAAGAUAACUGCGAGAAAGAGCUCAUACCUUCGAAUUAGCUAGGAAGGAAGUAAGGAUCGCGUUUGAAUUUGUGGUCAACCAAGCGGAGAUGAAGGCGGAAGAAACCAGAAACUUGAAAUUGCAUAUGAAGAGAAGGCAAAGACAAUCUUGUUGUCUGUCUUUCUUGCAUUUAUCAACAAACAAAAGCAAUAUGCUGAUUUUCUCCGCAAGAAGGUAGUUUGGAAACCAAGUUAUGGUUUCCAGUGAUUUCUGCAGUUUUAUGAAUGGCAGGAGAUCAUGGAGUUGUUUCCCCCUUCUUAACAAGUACCAUAGUCUUCUAGCAUGUUUACAUUUGGACAUAUUUUUAAAAAGCAAAAGCUUGGUAAGUGUUAUGUGCUAGGCAGGUUUCUAGAGACAACAGAGCAGUCAGUGGUACCUCAUUGUAUUAAAUGCGUUGUUGUGGUUAAUCACCGGGUCCAGCAGCUUCACUGAAUUCUCGUAUAUAUUCUGUUAACAAUAAAAGUACUAUUUCCAGAAAAGGAAAGAAAAAGUAGCGGUGUGAAUAUUGGGUACUUCCAGAUGUUAUGAAGUAAUUUCAGCAGAUUUGAUAAUUAAUUAAAUCUGUCUACAUAUUUGUUGAGAGAUUUUAUAAAGUUAAAUGCGCAAAUUCUUGUAAGUA
Messenger RNA from Carica papaya (papaya), 3025 nucleotides. RefSeq names its product Protein kinase superfamily protein. The record is from RefSeq and is a predicted model, not a curated record. Gene Ontology annotation, molecular function: protein kinase activity; ATP binding. Gene Ontology annotation, biological process: protein phosphorylation. NCBI's taxonomy places the organism in Eukaryota, Viridiplantae, Streptophyta, Magnoliopsida, Brassicales, Caricaceae.